GCUACAUUUCUGCACAUGCUCUACUUCUGUAUACAAGUGAUAAACCUCCUCAACCGGAUAUGUUGUAGAAAGAACUGACUCCUGCCACCUGGUGGUUUGAAACUGUCUUCUAUAGCAAACCGAGUUAAAGAGCUUCAUUGAGAAGAGGCCGAAUUUUAGGAUGACUGCAUUAAUCCCAAUAUUAACCACGGUCACCUUGUACCUUGGAGCAACUUUUAAUCUGCUAAAAUAUGAAAAAGCUGCCGUAGACGUCUUCAAUUUAAGCAGUCUUAGGGACAAAGUCUUGACUAUAGACCGGAGCUUCACAAGGUCCCAGUAUCGUUUAAUUGAAACAUCUUCUGAAGCUCGAGAUUUCUUGGACGUCACAGGGGACCUGUCUCUUCGUGUAAAGAGUGGCUCGGUGGAAUUUAGCGGGGCUGGAUCGUAUUUGAAAGAUAGCGAAAGUGGAGAAAACUUCGUCGAAAUGCUCGUAAAAGUCGAGCAUGAAACAGUGACGGAGACAAUUCCAUCUAACAUACAACAUUUAAGCGGAUGGCAAGAAAGGCCCAAAGAACAAGUUGGUACUCACUAUGUACGUAGUCUUGUGUAUGGAGGAGAUUUGGUGGCUUGGGUUCGGUUUAAAGCCUCUAACCGAACCGAAAAAGAAAAGAUUAAAGCAGUUGUGGCAGCGAAUCUGAAAUUUAGUGGUAACUUGGACUUAGAUGCAAAAGGGCAAUUUGAGAAAAUUCAAGAAGAACUUCAAGAGAGUUAUCGCGUGGAAAUCGAUGUGUCUGCCACCGUGCCUCCUAGGAGCCCACCUCAGACUCCACAGGAACUGAUUGAUCUGGUCCAGGAAUACCCAAGCUUAGUGAAGCAGAUCAACCAAGGAAAGGGCAAUCCUCUUCGAGCUGAGCUUGUCCCUUUAGCUAUGCUGGAUUCCAAUUACAAGUUUAAUUAUAUCGUUAACAGUGCUGUUUACGGAAUGCUUGAAGAAGUAGAGAGAAAAUUUGACGAUAUUCGAAUCAGCAAGACUGCAUUUCUUAAAUGGAACUACAAUAGACCACCAGAUGCUACUGAGGAAAAAGAGAAGAUGGUUAUCAAAUAUUACGAAGAGCUCGAGAAUGCUGACAUUGUUUUUCGGUCGACCAUAGAGAACCUGGACACUUCUUCUAACGGAGAUUUGACCCAGUUCAAUAAAGCUUUUUCUGUGUAUGGAGCAGGAUCUUCAAACACUCCAAAUAAGUACAUACGUAACCUGUGGAAAUUAAGACAUGAAGUUACUGAAGAAGAAUAUGUGUGGGAGAAACCUACUGGAACGGGAACCACAUUCACUCACUGGGGUAAAAGUACGUGCAGUGAACAGUCGAACCUCGUUUAUACAGGAUUCGCUGCGGGUGCGCCCUCUAAAUCCAUGGCCAGUGGAGGAAACUACCAAUGUCUUUCAAGUGUUUUUAGCACUUCUAGAAUAUUAAAAGGAAAGCUUGCCUACCUUAGAGGUGUACUGCGCGAGGAGGCAGAUACUGAUACAGUACACGGGAUUUUAUGUUCUACCUGUCUUUUGAAACGUUCUUUGGGUACAAAGAUCUUCGUGGGGCGUACUUCUUGUCCUGAAAAUUGGGACCUGGAGUAUUCAGGUUUCAUAAUGACUCCCAAGUUCGGCUUUCAGCCUGCCGAGAUGAUGUGUAUGGACGAAAAACCUAGUCCAAAUAAUGUUCUUAAAGAUAAUGACUCCAUUGUCCUUUCCCACAUUAGUGCUGAGUGUCAGAACUGUAAUUCAAGAAAGUUUGUUGCCUGCGUCGUUUGUUCUCAGUAGAAACAAAUAAAAUGUCAUUGGAUGCUUAUUUGUCCACUCUA
Messenger RNA from Limulus polyphemus (Atlantic horseshoe crab), 1833 nucleotides. RefSeq lists its product as uncharacterized. The coding region runs from base 161 to 1792 and encodes 543 amino acids. The transcript is spliced from 9 exons. The record is from RefSeq and is a predicted model, not a curated record. Lineage: Eukaryota; Metazoa; Arthropoda; Merostomata; Xiphosura; Limulidae.